Molecule: messenger RNA, 1254 nt
Organism: Vigna angularis (adzuki bean)
Lineage: Eukaryota; Viridiplantae; Streptophyta; Magnoliopsida; Fabales; Fabaceae
Exons: 2
Coding region: 182-979 (265 amino acids)
Source: RefSeq, a predicted model, not a curated record
UUUUUUCUGUAAGAAGAGCAUAAUUUUGUUUAUGAAUUUAUGAUCUCUUCUUCCACCAACUUGUAAAAAAAUAUAUUAAUUGUUGAUGAAUUUGUUAUUGCAUGGUGCACAGGAAUAAUAAGGAAGAAACGAAAGGUGAAGUUGUUCUCUGGUUGUGUUGUUGAAGAGUGAAAGAAAAAAGAUGGACAGCUUGGAAGAGAAAGUGUUUAUGUUCAUUGAUGAAGAAUAUUAUUCCAAUGAAUCAGAGCUUGAUGAAGAUCUAUGGUGGCAAGACAACACCCAUUCUCAUGGCUCACCCGAUAACACUUUGUAUUGGGAAUCUCAGGUCUCACUGCUUCAGGAAACAUUGGAGCGUUACCAUGUAGGUGGGUCAAAAUUGAGAGUAGAGGUUGGUAGAAUCAUAGAAGAGGUGAAGGGUUCGGAUUUCUGCAGCUGCUUGAAGAGAAACCCAUGGGAUUGCAGCAGCUGUUUGAGAAGAGAAGUUGUGACGGAGCUCCGAGACAGAGGAUUCAGUACAAAGCUAUGCAUUUCAAAAUGGGGAACGACGAAAAAGUUUCCAGGAGGUUGUCACGAAUAUAUUGAAGUGAUUGCAAAGACAUCAACAAGGAAGAAGCAGAUUCAUAUUCUGAUAGAAUUGGAAUUGAGAGAGCAGUUUCAGAUUGCAAAAGCGGGUGAAAAUUACCAGCAUCUGGUGUCGUGUUUGCCUCAGUUUUAUAUUGGAAAAGCAGAGAACUUAAGUGCGAUUGUUCGAGUGAUGUGCAAUGCUGCAAAGAAAUCAAUGAAGGAGAAGAAAAUGCAUGUGGGUCCGUGGAGGAAGAGUAGUUUCAUGCAAAUGAAGUGGUCUGGCUUCAAUCAAACAUAUCAUAAUAAUAAUAAUAAUAAUAAAUCCUUUGAAACACAUACCACAUAUCCCACUCAACAUUCAACUCGAUCUUACCUCACCAUUGCAGGAGCUCCUACACCUGUGGUAGUCACCUGAGUUGAAUUUCACUAAAUCUUCAAUUCCAUUUUAGUAGUACUAGGACUAAAUGCCCCCACUGGAGGAGCUAAGUAUCGUUAGAGUUUCCUUUACUUUUUAGGUCCAAGAUUAUCAUGUAAUGUAAUCGCCUAGCCAUAGAAUAUUAUUAUAUCAUAUAUAUUCUCACUCUCCUCCUGUUCAUUCAUCAAUACAGUUGAGGAGAAGUGUUUAUUCCGCAAAUCAUUGGACUGUUACUAAUUUAAUUUAAUUUACUUUUUGUAUAUUUUAUUCGAUCA